CAAAGUAUGCAUUUAACCAUACUUGUCAAUGUCCUACCCAUGCUGUCACAUACGCUAUUGUGGCACAGAUAUAAACAUGAGUCCUCUAUCUAUCUCUAUGAGCUAGCCUAACCGGAGCCAGCUGUGUCAGAUGAAUAGAGAGAAAUAGCGUGUCAUUUGUUCAGAAACUUACUCUAACGUUACAAUUAUUGAAUUGUCAUCGAAAUAUUUGAAUAAUGGAUUUAAACAGUAUCCUGUUGCAGCUUGAAACUGACAAUGAAGAGGACAUUGAAAGGCUUUUGCACCAGUACAACGGAGAGAAUAAUCUAACAUUCACCUUUGACCCAAAAGGGGAGGAUCUACGAAGUAGGCUGUGUCAGGGCCUACUGACUGUGCUGGGGAGGCAGGUUGGGCCCCGCUGUCAGAGUACCUGCCUGGAGACCCUCCGCAUUCUGUCCCGAGACAAGCGGGUCCUGGGCCCUGUGGGAACCCAGGAGGGCAUGCUGGUCCUGGCCGGGCUGGCACGGUUGCGGGGGGGAGCGGAAGGGGGUGACAGCCUGCAGGGGGAGGUCCAGAUAGAGGAAAAAGAGAGGGUAGUGGUGGAGGCCCUCAAGUGCCUGUGUAACGUGGUGUUCAACAGCGCAGCGGCGCAGCAGGUGGGCGCCGACGUGCAGCUGGCACGGGGUCUGUGUGCCCGCCUGCACGCCGCCCGCACUGGGCGCCACGAGGUGGGCCUGUUCUCUCUGCGCCUGCUCUUCCUGCUCUCUGCGCUCCGACCAGACGUCCGGGGGGCACUCCGGAGGGAGCUGCGUGCCGUGGGGCUCCUCAAAGAGGUGCUGGAGGGUACCCUGGAUGUAUGCUGGGUGGGCCCCUACGAGGCGGCCCUUCCGGACCCCCAGGCCCUGCCCAUCCCUGCUGAAGACAACGAGAGGGCCAUGGAGGCCCUGAAAGCCCUGUUCAACCUCACGCUGUCUGACACUAGCGACGAGGAUGGUGACCACCAGCUCCGCCUCAUCACCGCCAUCAUGCGCCAUCUAUUGAUGCUAAAGACUCAGACAGAGGACAAAACAGAGGAAGCACACAGCCACGCGAUCAAUUUGCUUAGUAACCUGCCUGUGUCUUGUCUGGAUGUGCUGAUUGAUUUGCCCGUCCAGGGGGGCCAGGAGGAGUACAGCGGGAAGAACAUGGACAUUGUGCAGGUGCUACUGGACUUCAUGGAGAAGAGGAUAGACAAGCAGGGCGCCAACUACAAAGAGGGGCUGACCCCAGUUCUCAGCCUGCUGACCGAGGGCUCCAGGUACCACAGGGAGAUCCGCAGAUACAUCAAGACACAGGUGCUGCCCCCUCUGAAGGAGGUCAAGGUCCGGCCGGAGAUCGGGUCCACCGUCAGGAACAAGCUGGUGCGUCUCAUGACCCACGUGGACAUGGGUGUGAAGCAGAGCGCAGCAGAGUUCCUAUUUGUCCUUUGCAAAGAGAACGUGGACAACCUGUUGAAGUACACAGGGUAUGGUAACGCAGCAGGACUCCUGGUGGCUCGAGGCCUGCUGGCAGGGGGGCGAGGAGAGACAAAGUAUUCAGAUGACGAAGACUCCGACACUGAAGAGUACAAAUCGGCUAAACCUUUCAUCAACCCCAUCACGGGCCACGUGGAGGAACCCUUGCCUAACCCCAUAGAAGAGAUGACUGAGGAGCAGAAAGAGUAUGAGGCCCAGGAACUAGUCAACAUGUUCGACAAGUUGUCAAGGCAGCAGCUGAUUAGGCCCAUGGGGGUGAGGCGGGAUGGCUCACUGGCGCCCCUAGAGGAGGCUCUGAGACAGCCCACGACUGACAGCUGCAGCUCAGACUCAGACUAGAGCCACUACCACCCCAGACCCCAUAUACCUAUAAUAGGCUGUGUCCAACACAGUUCCCCUUUCCUCACACCCCUGUCUGUCUUUAUCUGUCUGUCAGACUGAAGGGGCCUUGCCCCAUAGGCUGUUCUGUUCUCUAAAGCUGACUUAUGCCUGACUUGAUACGACACAGGAAAGGACAGGAUUAAGGUCGAGCACAUGUUCCGACCACACCAUUGUUACUACUUAAAUGUAUGUUUAUUUGAUGUACCAUUUCUCUGCUCAGUGUUCUCAAAUUUGAUAGAAUAGAAGAUUAGCUCUUAAUCAAAUUGUACUGUAAACUGUACAGAUGUGAAUCACUGAAAGCAUGGUAGCCGGGGUGGGGUUUGACCAAAUUGUACUUGGAUAAGAAAUCAUUCCUUAGAUAUAAUUAUGUUGAUUUUGUAUUUUAUAUGUUGAAAGUGUCAAUAUUUAUAAGGAUGAGAAGUCUUUUUUUUCUUUUUUUUGUAACAUCUAGUGCUACGAUGAUCAGAGUAGUAGCCACUGGUUUUACAGUACCAGUCAAAAGUUUUUUCUUUAUUUUUAAUAUUUUCUACAUUGUAGAAUAAUAGAAGACAAUCAAAACUAUGAAAUAACACAUGGAAUCAUUUAGUAACCAAAAAAGUGUUAAACAAAUCAAAAUAUAUUUGAGAUUCUUCAAAGUAGCCACCCUUUGCACUCUUGGCAUUCUCUCAACCAGCUACACCUGGAAUGCUUUUCCAACAGUCUUGAAAGAGUUCCCACAUAUGCUGAGCACUUGUUGGCUGCUUUUCCUUAACUCUGUGGUUCAACUCAUCCCAAAACAUCUCAAUUGGGUUGAGGUCGGGUAAUUGUGGAGGCCUGGUCAUAUCAGAUGCAGCACUCCAUCACUUUCUUCUGGGUCAAAUAGCCCUUACACUUCCAGGCUGUGUGUUUUGGGUCAUUGUCCUGUUGAAAAACAAAUGAUAGUCCCACUAAGCGCAAACCAGCUGGAAUGGCGUAUCGCUGCAGAAUGCUGUGGUAGCCAUGCUGGUUAAGUGUGCCUUCAAUUCUAAAUAAAUCACAACAGUGUCACCAGCAAAGCCCCCCCACACCAUCGCACCUGCUCAUUCAUGCUUCACGGUGGGAACCACACGCGGAGAUAAUCCAUUCACCUUCUCUGCGUCUCACAAAGACAUGAUGGUAUGAACCAAGAAUCUCAAAUUUGGACUCGGUCUAAUCUCCGUUGGUCGUGUUUCUUGGCCCAAGCAAGUCUCUUUUUCUUAUUGGUGUCCUUUAGUAGUGGUUUCUUUGCAGCAAUUCGACCACGAAGGCCUGAUUCACGCAGUCUCCUCUGAACAGUUGAUGUUGAUACGUGUCUGUUACUUGAACUCCUGUGAAGCAUUUAUUUGGGCUGCAAUUUCUGAGGCUGGUAACUCUAAUGAACUUAUCCUUUGCAGCAGAGGUAACUCUGGGUCUUCCUUUCCUGUGGUGGUCCUCAUGAGAGCCAGUUUCAUCAUAGCGCUUUAUGGUUUUUGCGACUGCACUAGAAGAACUUUCAAAGUUCUUGAAAUGUUCUGCAUUGACUGACGUUGAUGUGGUAAAGUAAUGAUGGACUGUCGUUUUCUCUUAUGAGUUUUUCUUGCCAUAAUAUGGACUUGGUCUUUUACCAAAUAGGGCUAUCUUCUGUACCUUGUCACAACAACUGAUUGGCUCAAACGCAUUAAGGAGGAAAGAAAUUCCACAAAUUAACUUUUUAACAAGGCACACCUGUUAAUUGAAAUGCAUUCCUGGUGACUACCUCAUGAAGCUGGUUUAGAGAAUGCCAAGAUUGUGCAAAGCUGUCAAGGCAAAUGGUGGCUGCUUUUUGAAGAAUUUAAAAUAUAUUUGGAUUUGUUCAAAACUUUUUUUUGGUUACUACAUGAUUCCACAUGUGUUAUUUCAUAGUUCUGAUGUCUUCAGUAUUAUUCUACAAUGUAGAAAAUAGUAAAAAUGAAGAAAAACCCUUGAAUAAGUAGGUGUGUCCAAAUCUUUGACUGGUACUGUCCAUCGGAGUGUCUGAAGUCAAUGGAGAGAAAUAAUGAGAUGCAUGAAGUCGGGCAGUAAUUUAGCCACCGGUCCUAUAUGUAUGCUUCUGAAACAGUCCAGGCAAAGGAAUUAUUAUUAUUUUAUAUCAGUGGACAUGUAUCACAGCUGUAUACUGUUUAUUUUAAACCUAAACUUUAGAUGUUGCAAUUUAUUCAAGUGUGUAAUUUACUUCAUAAGCACACUCAAGACCCAAGGAAUAGUCAAAGCUAAAGGGAAAAACUGCAACAUAUUCCAAUUUCCUAUGGUGGCCGAUUUGGUAUUUGGAUGGUUUCUGCCUUACCCAUUGGACUCUUGACAUUCAGAAAUGUGUGUUAAAAUGACUGUUUUCUAAAUGUAACUUUUCAUUUGCCAAAAUCUGCAUGGUGUUAAUCUGUAUGAUUUUUCUAUUUUGAAGAUGCCAUUGAUUUAUGUAUGUAUAAUCUACUGGUGUAUAUAGAUACUGAGUGACAUUUCUUUGAAUAUUAUACAUUUCCUUGAAUAUUAUAUAUUGCUGCAUAUCAAAUAGAUGCAUAGGCCUUCUGUACAGGUUGAGUUUAUAACAUUGUUGACCAUCUCUCCAUUUGAAGAAAAUGGGAUGGUUGAGGUAUGGUUCUUUGGUUAGUGCACAGUACCGCUGUCUCAAGUGUGUCCCUUUGAUUUUAUCUGGCAGUCAUGGCAUGUGUGAAGGAGAGUAUUCCUUUAGCUUCCUUUAUACCUGGUGCUAACGUGUUCUGAUUUCAUCCACAUUCUGAUUUGAACUGGAUUAUCUUUUUCAGUUCAAGAAAACCACAUUUUAAUGGAAGGGCUAUAAAUAUAUCACCAUUUAGUUAAAGGGCAUCAGCAAGAUUAAAAUCUGUGAUCAUCUGGUCCCUAUUCCAGUGCCUAGUCCACUACACUAGCAAGGGGAGGGCACCACUUUUUCUUUUUUUCUUUAUAUAUAUAUAUAUAUUAGCUGUUCAGUCAGUAAUUGACUACAAGCAUUGCAUCAACCAAAGGUUUUGCGCCACUUCAUCGACUUUGCGGUCUGGCACCAAAUUCCUAUCAUGUGACGUGGUUAUCUAUGUUAAACACCUAUCCAAGCAAGGCAUCUGCAAUGUCGUCGGGCAAGAAUGCCACCAAAGUCAGAUUAUGGGCUCUAUUCAAUCUGUAUUGAUAAAGAGUUGAGGCAUGUGCAUACUAGGUUCGGUUUGCUCCUAGCGGAACUCGACAAGGCGAAGUGAGCGCCUGUGCCUCGCAUAUUCCCAAAAGACCUUCACAAUAGUACUGUUUGUCCCUUUUGAGACGCCGUAGCCAGUAUAUAUGUCCUCAAUAGUCUGAAUUGAUCUAAAAUGACUCAUGUUAUUAAUUUUGACGUUUUUGCCUAGGAGAUCUUAGUCACUCAAUUUUACAUCAAACUAAUGUUAUGUUCAGUAUUUCAAGUGAAAAAACAAGUAGUCUAGUUGAAUGGCAACAUACUUAAUUGAAGAAUCCCUACUGUUGACCAAUCACCGACAAAGGGAUGUGAAUUUAGGCUACCUCAAGAAAAAAUGUGGAUGAACAAUAUCGUCAAAUAUGCACAAACUGUUUCAGAUCAGAAGUAUGCUAGAAAUGUAAAGGUCAUUUUCGAUUGAGCCAACAUAUGCAGCCUCCACGAGUGUGGGAACAUUGUCUUUAACUUCCACAAUACAGAUUGAAUAGAGCCCUAGAUAUGUAGUAAGUACACUACAUUAAUGUCUCAUUCCAUAAUCAUGGAGUUGGUCUCCCCUUUACUGCUAUAACAGCCUCCACUCUUCUGGAAGGCUUUUCACUAGAUAUUGGAACAUUGCUGCGGGGACUUGCUUCCAUUCAGCCACAAGAGCAUUAGUGAGGUCGGGCACUGAUGUUGGGCGAUUAGGCCUGGCUUGCAGUCGGCGUUCUAAUUCAUCCUAAAGGUGUUCGAUGGGAUUGAUGUCAGGGCUCUGAGCCGGCCAGUCAAGUUCUUCCACUCUGAUCGACAAACCAUCUCCGUAUGGACCUGACUUUGUGCAUUGUCAUGCUGAAGCAGGAAAGAGCCUUCUCCAAACUGUUGCCACAAAGUUGGUAGCACAGAAUCGUCUAGAAUGUAAUUUAAGAUUUCCCUUCACUGGAACUAAGGGGCCUAGCCAAACCAUAAAAGACAGCCGCCAGACCAGUAUUAUUCCUCCACCAAAGGAGGGAAGGCCCACCUUCCCUCUGGCAGGUAACAUUCUCCUGGCAUCCGCCAAACCCAGAUUCAUCACUCCAGAGAACGCGUUUUCACUGCUACAGAGUCCAAUGGCGGUGAGCUUUACACCACUCCAGCCGACAUUGCGCAUGUAGAUCUUAGGCUGCUCGGCCAUGGAAACCCAUUUCAUGAAGCUCCCGAUGACCAGUUCUUGUGCUGAUGUUGCUUCCAGAGGCAGUUUAACUCAGUGAGUGUUGCAAUAGAGGACAAACGCGCUACAGUACUCAGCGGUCCCGUUCUGUGAGCGGCUGAGCUGUUGUUGCUCCUAGAUGUUUCCAAUUCACAAUAACAGCACUUGCAGUUUACCGGGGUAGCUCUAGCAGGGCAGAAAUUUGACACUAACUUAUUAGACUGGUGGCAUCCUAUGACAGUGCAGUGUUGAAAGUCACAGCUCUUCAGUAAGGCCAGUCUACUGCCAAUGUUUGUCUAUGGAGAUUGCAUGGCUGUGUGCUCGAUUUUAUACACCUGUCAGCAAUGAGUGUGGCUGAAAUAGCCAAAUUUUAAGGGGUGUCCACAUACUUGUGUAUGCUGGGUAGGCUGUUAAACAAAAAAUGCAUUGGGAUUUGAACUGGGAACCUUGUGUUGCAACCCACAUUUUAACACCCUCCAAUCUACCUGCCUGCAAGCGUUUUCUUUAUUUCACUCUCACCUACUGACCUUUCACGAAGAUCUGCUCACUGAGCUUUCAUCCACCAAUCAGUCCCGGCUACCUCCGGAGGUGGUCGGAAUGAUUUGACCACAAUCAUUUUUUGUUUUUGUUUUGUCUAUACUGUUCUAAAAAUGUGGGAAAGGACACUGGACCAAUGUUGGCACCAGGUGUAAACAGGGCUCAUGAGGAAAGAAAGUGUUAAAUUACAUAGCUAUUCUCACUCUGUAAUAAUUCAGUUAAUGAGAACAGAGAUUUAAAAAUGGUUUUACUUGGUAAAUGACCACUUACCUGCUCACUCUAGCUAGAACAUAAUGAAUUUAAAUAAUAUUUGAACUAUACUCCCUGUCAGUUGUUGCCUGGCUACCCAAACUCCUUUCUGCUGCCAAACACUACGCCACUAUCACAGACAUUUAGUUUCUUCUCCGCCAUGAGUCUCGAUCUGAUGCUGUGUUCAAAACAACUGGGAACUCAAAUCGCUGACUUCCGAGUGAAAGAACAGAUUGGGGGGGAUUUUUUUUUUUGAACGGUCAUCCAACUUGGAAUUCCAAGUUGGAAACUGGCAUCUUUCUAGAGCUGACUUUCUGACCUGAACACUGACAUAAUUUGACUUGUUUUUUUUCAGUUCCCAGUUUUGAAAGCACCAAGAGUACCUCCAAGAUGUUUUUAGGUAAACUUUCUGAUUGGUCCCAGAAACCGAUUGGGUUGGGUCAGCGUGAGAACACACGUGGGUAAAGCAGAGGUUUGAAAAUGUGUCAUUGGCUUUGCUACUCUGAUUGGUUAGAGAUGAUCCAAUCAAGAACUUUUUGUACAAUACCCCUAAAAUGUUGAUGUCACUAGAAACAACUUCAAUGAUGGCAGUCUCAGACUGAAGUAUGCAGCGAACGAUAGCGCAGCGGAAGAAUUCAUUUUGAGUCGUCAGGCAAUGUCAGUUGUCCUCCGCACAAAAAAACAAUGGAGCACACACACGAUCACUUGGGUUCCCAUUUGGAAGGAAAAAAUGAGUAUGUAUAUUUGAUGUGGCUUUUUUUAUAUGUAAAAAAAAUGUCAGGCCUCUUUCAAAGUUAUUAAAUAUGAACAGUCCUGAA
Salvelinus fontinalis (brook trout) is the source of this 7827-nucleotide messenger RNA. RefSeq names its product RIC8 guanine nucleotide exchange factor B (gene ric8b). Gene Ontology annotation, molecular function: G-protein alpha-subunit binding; guanyl-nucleotide exchange factor activity. NCBI's taxonomy places the organism in Eukaryota, Metazoa, Chordata, Actinopteri, Salmoniformes, Salmonidae. The coding region runs from base 216 to 1832 and encodes 538 amino acids. Gene Ontology annotation, biological process: G protein-coupled receptor signaling pathway. The record is from RefSeq and is a predicted model, not a curated record. The transcript is spliced from 10 exons. Gene Ontology annotation, cellular component: cytoplasm; plasma membrane.